UUUUUUUUUUUUUUGAAUUUCCUUGUCCAAUUUGAAACACUGUUCUGUUCUGUCAGCAUGCAACACUUAAGGGGUUAAAUCUCACCUUGUCUCUAUUUCCCUGCUCUGAAAGCAUGUUAACCUGUUCCUGUACUGUCCUGAUGUUUUGCUGUUCUGUAACUGACUGUGUGAAGAAAAAAGGGGUUAAACUGGGUCUCCUUUACUGCAGUGGUCCCGGUAACUGUCAGCAGAGAGUACAGAGAACUAGAAUGUAGGACUGGGGAAUUGAGAAAUGACUUUGUUCAGGAUGACAGGAACCAGGGAAUAAGCGGGGAACAUGGAGGCAGGUUUCAGUAUGUGCUGCAUGUUAUGUGUCUGAAAGGCAAUUUAAGGGCAGCGUCUCAAAGUCUCUCAGCUCAUCCAUCAAUGCCAGGGGCUUCUGCUAGUCUAGGAUCUUUGAGACGCUUUUAGCUUGGACUUUAUCCAUGUGUACAUAGUAUUUAUUAUCUAUUGUGUCAUUUUAUGAUAUUGGUCCUAUUUAUUAACAUGGUCCAAAAUGAAUAUAAACUGUAAAUAAUAACACAAUGUUGUUUUUACCAGAUUCAUUGAUGACUUCCAGGUUAAGUGUGAGAGGGAACAGUAGGAGAGUAGUGCUGGUCACUGGAUCACUGCAGGCAAGGAGAACCCUGUCAGGCACACCAAGCACUGUCUUAUGGCUCUGUGGCGUUGGGCUGUUGCACACGGCUGAUAUUUCGGGUCAUGAUUUGUAUUCGAUACCAACACAUUCACUACACCUACUCUAUAGUAAUAUAUUGUGUGCCAGGCUUAAACUCAUGGCUCUAUAGGCCAGGCUUGUGUGUGUGCUAGUCUCGACCGCGGGCUUGGUUCCAUUGCAUGUCCAAGAAGCUAACCCAGGGCUCUGGCAUGAUGUUGAUGCUUUCUUGCCCUGGCUGUUUCACGAUGUAUGUACCCUCACCUCACUCUCUCGCUCCUACCUACUGUAACAUUUCACCAGGCAGAUAUCACUCACAUCAGACAAGCCAGUAGCAUUUUCAGCAGUAAGGUCAAAUUUGGUCCAUCUGAGACAACAAUGUGCAUUACGUUACGAUGAUUACUGCUCACCCAUUAAACUUCGACUUAAGUUCAAUUUUACAACGAGUGGACACAAAAUGCUUCUUCUGCAGAUUGUGCUGCUCCUACGAUUGACACAAUUGAUUUGUAUAAUAUAGCUUGAGUGUACAAUCGGUAUGCUCCCUCUAAAGCAACUGACUGUCUUAAUAAAGUUUUAGUAAAGUGGUAUUAUAUCCGUAGUAAUACUGCAAUAGAGAGAUUAUUCUGGGAAGCGCUUUGUGCACUGUGACACCUACAGGUACUAUUAGACAAGUCCCAGAAUAUGCUUGUUGUAAAUUCCAAUUUGACUUGUUUCUCUUUCCCUCUUUCUCUCACUCACUCGCUCUCUUACUCACUUCCGUCACACACUGUUUGCUACGGUCCCGUGUUGAUGUUGCUUUGACACUCACUGGGCUCUGAUACUGAUUUUACCGGCUCUUCUCUUUCCCGGGAGACUUUCUACACUUUUUAACCUUGUAUACGGUUGUGCACUAGUGUCAAUAAAGUUGACCUUUAUGAAGUGGGACUCUGGAAUCUUCUUUUAUAAAGACCACCCCCCCCACCCCACCCCCUGACAUUGUCUCGUGAGCGUUUUUAGACGCUAGUCCCAUCCUCAUCCUCCUGUGCUGUCGUAGAUGUAGCAUAGCUCUGUUAAAUGUACGUGUGUGUGUUUAUAGUGUGUUUUUUAUAUACACUCAUUUGUGUGUGUGUGUCUCGUGGCUGUGUUUAUGUAGUCCGUGUUUGGUAUUCCCGUGGUGCUUGUUGUCACAGCUGUCCCCUCCAUUGUAGAAUGUAGUAUCGUGGCGUCUGUAAGGUGUUCACCAGAGAUGUUGCUGGUUUAAUCAUUGUUCUGUCCAUGCCAACGUGGUGCUAUCAGAGGACAGGAGACGGUAGUGGGCAAGUAUGCAAUCAAGUGUCCCUAGUGAACAUCCUAGUGGCAGUGUAGUUGAUUUUAGGUAAGCGAUUCCAGUCAUUCAUAAUACUGUAUUCAACCCAACAGCAGCGUAAUCCUGAUGGUAUCAUGCUGAAAUGGCAGACAUUACAGAGAGAGAAGAGCACUAGAGCUGUCUGGGCAGCAGAGUGAGUCAUGGGUGACUCUUGUCUGGAUGCAAGUAGCUACAGUAACUAGCUACAGGCAAGGCACAUCCCCCAUUUUAGCUCUCAUUAUUAUCCCUGGGACAAUACUAUAAGAUGUAUAUGGCUGUAAUUUAACUUGUUCGUCUAACUCUUUCUCAUUUCUCACCCCCCUCUCCUUCGCUACAGCAGGAGUGGUGUCCAACAGCCCUCAUCUCUCCGCCUCCUCCGGUAACUCCCAGGGCAUGGUCAACGGUCAGAAGCCGGUCGAGCUCUGUGGUCACAGUCCGGACGGUCGGCAGCCCUCCCCCCUUACCAGCCCCCUGCUCAACGAUGCCGGAAGCGUGCGCACCGACGAUGAAGACGAGGUUCGGAGGAAGAGAUUCCCCACUGACAAGGCCUACUUUAUUGCCAAGGAGCUGCUGACCACAGAGAGGACCUAUUUGAAGGACCUGGAGGUCGUGACUGUGUCUUUUCAGAACUUGGUGGGUAAAGAUGAAGCUGCGCCGGACUCCCUGAAGAGCACCAUCUUCUCCAACUUUGACCCUCUGUACAAGUUCCACUCCGGCUUCCUCAGAGAGGUGGAGCAGAGACUGGCUCUGUGGGAAGGGCGCUCCAAUGCCCACAUCAAAGGAGAUUACCAGCGCAUCGGUGAUGUCAUGCUGAAGAAUCUACAGGGCCUAAAGCCGCUGACCGCCCACCUCCAGAAGCACUCGGAGGCCCUGGUUGAGCUGGAGAAGGCGUGCCGGGGCUCCCGGCGGCUGGAGGUGCUGGUCCGGGACUUUGAGCUGCAGAAGGUGUGCUACAUCCCUCUCAACGUGUUCAUCCUCAGGCCCCUGCACCGCCUCUUGCAUUACAAGCAGAUCCUGGAGCGUCUGUGCAAACACUACCCCCCCACACACGUGGAUUUCAGGGACUGCAGAGCCGCGCUGGCGGACGUGUCAGAGGUGGUGGCCCAACUCCACGGCAGCAUGAUCAAGAUGGAGAACUUCCAGAAGCUACUGGAGCUUAAGAAGGAUUUGAUUGGUAUCGACAGUCUAGUCACUCCAGGGCGGGAGUUCAUCCGGUUAGGCUGUCUCAGCAAGCUGUCUGGAAAAGGCCUCCAGCAACGAAUGUUUUUCCUGUUCAAUGAUGUCCUCUUGUAUACGAGUCGAGGYAUGACGGCGACGAACCAGUUCAAAGUGCAUGGGCAGCUCCCUCUCCAUGACAUGACAAUCCGGGAGAGCGAGGACGAGUGGGGUGUGCCUCACGCCUUCACCCUGGUUGGGCAGCGUCAGUCAGUGGUGGUAGCAGCUAGUUCCCUGUCAGAGAUGGAGAAGUGGAUGGAGGACAUUAAGAUGGCCAUUGACUUGGCAGAGACCAGCAACGGCCACACAGCUGACCUGCUGGCCAGAAGUCUGACUGAUAACAAAUCCACAACAGAGGACUCCUGUGCGGAGGCAGAGUCUGAAGACGACCUGAUGGCGUCACGCACCUCCCUGGAGAGGCAGGCCCCUCACCGUGGUAACACCACGGUGCACGUGUGCUGGCACAGGAACACCAGCGUGUCCAUGGUGGACUUUAGCAUAGCUGUGGAGAAUCAGCUGUCAGGAAACCUGCUGAGGAAGUUCAAGAACAGCAAUGGCUGGCAGAAGCUCUGGGUGGUCUUCACCAACUUCAGCCUGUUCUUCUACAAGACCCACCAGGAUGACUAUCCGCUGGCCAGUCUCCCCCUGUUGGGCUACUCUGUCACCAUCCCCACUGAGUCUGAAAACAUCCACAAGGACUAUGUCUUCAAACUGCAUUUCAAAUCCCACGUCUACUACUUCAGAUCUGAGAGCGAAUACACUUUUGAGAGGUGGAUGGAGGUCAUUCGCAGUGCCACAGUCUCUGCCAGCAUCACCCGCAUUCUGAGCCGGAAAGAGKCCCAUCCGUACUGAUCCAAAGAGCAAGGGCUCUCUCCCUGUCUCCAUGCCUCUUCUCCCUACCACAAUCUCCCAUACGGUCUGGCCACAUCUAGCCUCUCGUCACACUACGACUCCCCAAGCAGCAAGCUGAAGCAGAGCCCCUCUGGCGCCACAUUUACUUCACUUCUCUGGACACUCUUGAUUUCCUUUUCUACACAUAUCUGGGACAUAUGUACAUUGAGCAGUGUCCAUGCACAAUCUUGGUGCUUUUUAAUGCUUUAAUGGUGACAUGUCCGCUGGUUUAGACUGCAUCAGAGACUGCAUUUUCAGCAUUUUUACUCAGCUCUGAACCUCUUUUUGUAGGAUGCCAUUUUAUACUGUUUUCUAACGGGCUGAAUCACUUACUGUACUUCUGGUUUCACAUUCUGUCAUUGGAUUGUUGAUACAGAGAUUCUGCAUUUUUAAACUUGUUUUUUUCAUAGAUGGUUAGAAUAUCACUGCAUCCUCAAGAUUUUUGUCUCCUUGUUUAUUUUAUGGGGGGAAAUAAUAAUAAAAAAUAAAAAUAAAAAGUGCCAAACAGUUUUACCAUUUUCCUACACUUUUAAUGCAAUUUUACUACAUUGGUGGUAAGGAGACUUGAAAUGUGUUGUAAAAAAAUUUAAUWAAAAAAAAUCACUUUAAAUUACAUUUUUCUUUUAAUAAGAUGUCUCUGGACAGUGAGAGACCUUGUGAUAAGUAAGAUAUCAGAAUAUUUUGUUGUAUCAUCAACAUAACUCUAGAACUACUUAUAAAGCUAUCAGGGUAGUUACCAUCACCACUAACGCCAUUAUUCAAGUAAAGUGAAUAUUCCUGUUAUGCUUUGUUGUAAGGAUACUUCAGAGGGUGUUCUGAAGAUUAUUAUAUUCCACCCUCAAUUGUGUGAGAAAUGUGAGAUGUUCAUAAUCUGUGUAUUAUGAAGGAAACUGUAAUGGAAAGCUUUAAAGAAUAUGUGUGAAACAAAAUAUAAACUUUCAGUUCCAAGCACCAUUGCCCUUGUUGGACUAGGCUGCCUCCCAUAUGUAAAGAGACCUUUACAAGUCUAAAUUAAAUGGAUAUAUGCAUAUGACAGAGAGGGAAAACUUUGGUUUUCCUUAUUGAGGGAAUGCUGUGUUUUCCCAGACACCAGAGAGCGCUUUGGAAAUGAAAGCAAUAAAAACCUAAUUUGAA
Salvelinus sp. IW2-2015 is the source of this 5255-nucleotide messenger RNA. Its product is annotated as FERM, ARHGEF and pleckstrin domain-containing protein 1. Gene Ontology annotation, molecular function: guanyl-nucleotide exchange factor activity. Lineage: Eukaryota; Metazoa; Chordata; Actinopteri; Salmoniformes; Salmonidae. Bases 2409 to 4082 code for a protein of 557 amino acids. The record is from RefSeq and is a predicted model, not a curated record. The transcript is spliced from 14 exons.